This is a messenger RNA of Penicillium riverlandense, 1506 nucleotides long. RefSeq lists its product as uncharacterized. The transcript has a single exon. Gene Ontology annotation, cellular component: cytoplasm. The record is from RefSeq and is a predicted model, not a curated record. Bases 1 to 1506 code for a protein of 501 amino acids. Gene Ontology annotation, molecular function: guanyl-nucleotide exchange factor activity. Lineage: Eukaryota; Fungi; Ascomycota; Eurotiomycetes; Eurotiales; Aspergillaceae.
AUGCAUCUAUUUGCCCUCGGAUCCAACGGAUCCGGCCAACUCGGCAUCGGCCACACAGAGGACGUCUCCUCGCCAACAGAGUGUCUCUUCGAGACCUCAGAACGCCAUCAGGGCCCUUCUGAUGAAAAUGACAAUAUUACUCGAAUUGUCGCAGGCGGCAACCAUACCCUGCUUCUCACGGCCAAGGGGGCUGUUUGGGCAGCUGGGUUGAAUGGGGAUGGACGGUGUGGAGAAAACAUCACUUGUAUCCAUGCGCAAGGUCAAGAUUUGCACCGCGAUGGAGAGAAGAAUAGCUCAUCAACGGCCAACGAAAAGAAGAUCCCAACUGCGGCUACGAAGCAAGCGCAAGCGCAAGAACGAGAUGGAGAUGAACAAGAAGACACACUCCUUCGCUUCAGAAGAGUGUGUAUCCACGACCCCGAGUCCGGAUUGACUGUCGAGCAUUUCAAGCACGUUGCUGCGACGUGGGAGGGGUCGUUGCUUGUGGCUUCGGUGCCGAAGAUAUCGAAGCAGAACCCUUCAUUUUCAGCAGAGCAGAUGAACCGCCGGGGAGAUGAUCAAUCGGUAUCUCCCGAAGACGAUGAGGAGGAAGACCGCAUCUACGUGCUGGGAACAGGUACGAAAGGUGAACUUGGUAUCGGGUCACAGAUACUGCAUUCCGGGCCAUCAGCGCCAUCAUACAUCCCCAACUUCCCACCCCGUCCCGAUCCAUCUGAACAAGAACCCACCCCAAAAAUCACCGCCCUAGCAACCGGAAUGACCCACACCAUCGCAAUCCUCUCAAACGGCCAAGUCUACGGCUGGGGCAGUUCACGAAAGGGCCAACUGGGACCUGGCAAUAAAGCCACCAAGAUCAUUUGGGAGCCUGCGCGCGUGGAUGGGAUUCCCUUCUUUGCGAGGAGUGCGGUUUGCGGGAGGGAGUUUACGGUUGUUCUGGGGGAUGACUGUCGACGGUUUGUACUCCUGGGUGAGAGAGGGAUGCGGUGGGGGGUUUUGGGGGAUUUUCUUUCUUCCUCUUCUGCAUUUUCAGUUGCAUCGUCAUCUCAACAUGGAGAUGGGAAUGAUGAGGGGGUGGUGGAGGUUAAUGCGGUGAAUGGAUAUACCGAUAUCCUCGCGAGUUGGAAUGGGGUUUAUGUACAUGUUCCACCUAACCCAGCGGGCAAGUCAUUGUCUGAAGAGGACAGUCCCGCUACUCCCAGCCCGCCACGGCCCGGUCAUCUCAUUGCAUGGGGACGAAAUGAUCGCGGUCAACAUCCACCGCCAACUCUCCCCCCACCGACCACGCUCGCUGUCGGUAGCGAGCACGUCCUUGCGCUCUUGGAGGAUGGGACUGUCGCGGCGUUCGGCUGGGGUGAGCAUGGGAACUGUGGCCCCGAGACAGAUGCUCGGGGCAAUGUGGCAGGGACGUAUAAUGUUAUAUCACUGCCGGAGGAUGCAAGGACUGCAGGUGGCAGGGUUGUUGGUGUUGGGGCUGGAUGUGCAACUAGUUGGUUGAUAGUAUCUUGA